Molecule: messenger RNA, 567 nt
Organism: Acanthosepion pharaonis
Lineage: Eukaryota; Metazoa; Mollusca; Cephalopoda; Sepiida; Sepiidae
Source: the annotation of a GenBank genome assembly
AUGGCGCCUUCUUCAUCAGAUGUUGGCUUCUUAGCGUCUUCUAUCUUCUUGAUUCUUUCCAUUUUUUCCAAUUUUUGUACGGGAAGUACAAAUGAACCCACAGAAUUUUCAAAAAGUCUCUCCCGGGGUUGGAAUGACAAAAUUCACUGGCAAACACUUUCACAAGGCCUUGAUUUAGCUGCAAAAUUGGAUAAACCAGCCAUGGUCAUUAUACACAAAACUUGGUGUUCUGCUUGCAAAAGUUUAAAGAGAGAUUUUGCCAAAAAUGCUGAAAUUCAAGAAAUGAGUCAACAUUUUGUUAUGGUCAAUACACAAGACGAUGAAGAACCUAAGGAGGAUAAAUAUGCACCUGACGGUAGUUACAUUCCACGAAUUUUAUUUGUUGAUGGAAGCUCAAAUGUGAGAGUGCAGCAUUAUAAUGAAGACGGAAAUAAAAAAUAUCGUUAUUUUUAUUCCUCUGCCCGUGAAGUCAUCACUUCUAUGAGAAAAGUAAUCACAACUUGGCGACAUGACUCUUAUGAAGAAGGUAUUGAUGAUGGAGAGGGUCAGAUUUAUGAUGAACUUUGA